Molecule: messenger RNA, 3466 nt
Organism: Vanrija pseudolonga
Lineage: Eukaryota; Fungi; Basidiomycota; Tremellomycetes; Trichosporonales; Trichosporonaceae
Gene: uaY
Product: Positive regulator of purine utilization
Exons: 3
Coding region: 350-3304 (984 amino acids)
Biological process (GO): DNA-templated transcription; positive regulation of transcription by RNA polymerase II
Molecular function (GO): DNA-binding transcription factor activity, RNA polymerase II-specific; zinc ion binding; sequence-specific DNA binding
Source: RefSeq, a predicted model, not a curated record
AUUGCACUUUUCUCCUCUCCCACGCAGCCACACCUCGUACACAUCCUCUCCAUCCAUCGGCAAGGGCUUGUACUCUUUUUACGUGCGACGUGAAGCAACAAGCCAAAACCUUGAACAAACUCGGCAUCCCAACUUGUGAACGGUUGCGUUUCGGCCUCAUCCGUCUUGGGCACCGAGUCAUUCAGCACCCGCCGUCCUCACCCGGCGGCCCACCGCCCCCCCUCCUAACGCCAAAACGAUCCAAGACACGGCCAUCUCCAUCUCGUUGCCGCCCGCCGCCCAACUUUGUGUCCUCUCCAUCGGCCACUGAUCCGACAGAGGUCAAGAGGCCCCAUCACACACCACAACAAUGAAGGUCCCAACCGAACGCAGGACGUCCUCGGACACUUCUCACUACUCGCCCUACCCCACCUCUUCAAACCUGCCCCCAUCCUUCUCACAACCAGCCCCUCCCGUUCGCAGCAACAGCUCCGUCUCUCGGGGCUCGCCUUCGGCUGCUGCAUCGGUCCCCGACCAGACACAGUACAAGGUCGCCCGUGCCAUCUCAUCAUGUACCCGCUGUCGCUCGCGAAAGCAAAAAUGCGACGGCAAGCUCCCGGCAUGCUCGGCCUGUGAACGCGCAAAGGUCGAAUGCAUCGGCUUCGAUGCCAUUAGUAAAACGAAUGUGUCACGAAACUACUUGCAUCAGCUCGAGCAGGAGGUCGCUCAGCUCAGAGCCCAGGUGGCUGCCCUCUCGACGCCGGGACAGGAUCCGGUCGGCAGAACGAAGCGCGAGAUUGCAUCCAACGCUUCCCAGGCCAUCGCAACGUUUGCUUCUCUCAACGGCAGCCUGGCCAUCGACCCGGCGCUGCAGGGCCCCGAUGGCGAGCCUCCUAUGCGCUCACCGUGGGACUCGUCGCCGUCUGUAAACGCUCGCAGCCGGUCCGAGUAUGGCUUCCCCCAGACGCCGCUCGGCGGCCACGACUCGCCCUCUGGCUCGCCUAUUGUGCCCGGCGGCUCAUUGCGUUCCAACCCGAUCACCGCGAGCACCGGAGCCGCAGCAACGUCGCUCACCCGCAUGGUCCAGGACGCUGCCCUGCGUACGGGCCACGCCAUCACGGGUGCGACGCUCCUCAACUCUACCAGCACCAACGGCCCACCAAGUGUGUCGGGCUCCGUGCGCGCUGGCGAGUCUCCCAGCGACCGUGGAUCCUUCGGUAAGGAUUCACCGGCCGUUGGCGACCACGAUCGCGAGGAGUACAACCCUUCGCCAGAGACGACUCUCACGCCGCGUUCGGCCCACCCUUCCCUCCCGGCCAAUGUCCCCCAUACGCGCGGCCCACCCUCCGUGUCGUCGGUCACUGGCGGCCCCGCGCCGUCCGUCUCGUCUGCAAAGUCGAGAGUGAGACGCGCAUUCCAUGUCCCACCGCUCCCGCCACAGCCUGCAGUGGAGCGGUUGGUCGCGGCCUAUGUCGACUUUGUCGGCGUGACCGCUCCGAUCAUUCACAUCCCGACUCUGGGCAAGCAGCUCCAGCGCAUGCGCGAGGGCACAGACGUCGACGAGAGUGACGUCUUCGUCGUCAUGAUGGUUCUCGCGCUCAGUACGAUGGCCAGCUCGCGGUUCGUCGACCCUCCAGACGAGCUGCGCGCUUGCUCUGAAGCCUUCCACGCCGAGGCAUUGAAGCACCUCGACGCCGUGUUCGAGGCCCAGAGCUACAUUGGCCUGCAGGCCAUCUUGUUGUUGGUCUGGUACUCGCUCCUCAACCCAGACAAGGGGUCGAUCUGGUUCCUCGUCGGACUCGCUACCCGCACGUGCGUCGACCUCGGCUUCCACAACUCGAACAAUGCGCAAGCCGAAAAGCUCGACAACCUCGAGAUCGACAUGCGCCGCCGUCUCUUCUGGAUCACGUACAAGAUGGACCGCUUGUUGUCCCAGUCGCUCGGCAGGCCGCCGGGUAUCCCCGAUGGCUUCAUCCACGUCCCCAUGCCUGCAUUGCAGCAUGACGUGGACAUCCACGCUGGAUCAUUUGGCCCUCUCACCGGCGAGGCGUGCCCCUACAAGGCUGUGUUUGCUCACACGGUCAAGCUCCGCCAGCUCCAGUCCGAGAUCCUCAACAACACGUAUGGUGUCAACGGCAUGCCCAAGCCCAAGCCCGAGUGGUUUGAUGACAUGUUUGAGCGCCUCAAGGACUGGCUCGCCCGCUCGCCCGAACCUCGCGGAACGGUAUCCUCCGAGGGUUACGCCAUCUCGUUCCACAACUCGUGCCUGCUGCUCUUCAGGCCAUCGCGUGGUAACCCCAAGCCUGGCCGUGCUGCGCUCGCGACGGUGCUUGCGAGCUCGAGCUACAUCAUCCGCAUUUACCGCAGGAUGCAGCUCAACAACAGGAUCAGCUGGCUGUGGAUGACGAGUCACUUCUCAUUCAUGGCUGGUCUAUCGUUCCUCUACGCCUUCUCCAAUCUCUACAGCUUGGGUGGGGGCGCCGGUGUGCCUACCUUGGAUGAGGCGAUGAUGGACAUCGAGUCGUGUCUGGCUGUUCUCGAGUCCCUUUCUCCCCGCGUCCCCUCUGCCAGCGCCUGUCACGACACAAUGCGCAGCGUGUCCCAGUCGCUCUUCCAGCAGCUGUCAAAGAUGUCGCCGCCUCGCCACGAGGUGCCGGGUCGUUUGUCGCCAGGCGGCCGCUUCCGUGGAGCACCCAUCUCCUCGUCGCGCGACGACCCCUUACCGAAUGACGCGCCCUUCCCCGCUCCUCUUCCGCCCACGACCCUCCCAUACGAGCUCACCUUGCUCGACAACCUGUUCCUCAACCCCAUGUCGAGCCACAACAAGGCAAGCGAGUACACGAACGGUCCGAAGAGCAAGAACUGCAAGAAGGUGUGCGGCGAGAAUGGCUUGAAGAAUGGCGAGCCGUCGGCAGCGUCGCCCGGCAUGCCGCAGUCCCUCCCCCCUGCGGCAUUCCACAGCUUCGGCCCGUACGGCAUUGCUGCGCAGGUCGCCUCUGGAGCCGCCGCGUCGUCGAACAAUGGCCCGUCGUGGCCCGGCGGACAGACCACUGCGCAGGCAGUGGCGCUCGGCGCGACAGCGACAAGCUCGAAUGCUCUCAACGAGCUCACUAUCAACGGUAUCUUGGGCAACGCGACGCCGACGGCCAACGGCGGUGGUGCUGCUACGCCUGGCGUCGCGACCAAUGGCGUGGCUGCCGACGGCGCAGUCGUCGACCCGGCCACGACCUUUGACAUCUUCUCCUUCCUCAUGGACGAGGAGGGCGGUCUCGGCCAGUCGUGGAACGCGCUGGACGUGCCAGCGGAUUAUCCCCUGUGGAGCUAGGCGUGGUCGUAAUUUGAUCUAAUUGAACGAAAACAAAACAGCCGACUUGGUCGGCGCAAACACAACCGCUGUGGACAUUGUGUAUUCUCUGGGUAGUCCGUAGCUAGCUCCUGUACGUCUCACGUAGUACGUGGUAAUGUAAUGCACACUAGUUUGACAUGG